AGGGACGGAGUGUCUGUGAAAGCGGACGGAUCAACAUCGACAAAAACGACUUUCGUAUUUUUUCGUUUUUAUUUCCUUGGUUAAAAUGAAUGAUUCGUUCCUUUAAAAUGUUACAUUCGAACAAUAUUGAACAGAAAUAGAUGGUCACGGCUCUGCAGCAUUCAAGUCCGUACAAAGGCUGCAAUACUUAAGCAACGUUGGUGAUGACAGGGUCGAACAAAUUGCGAACCUAAUUUCCAAGCGCGUCUGUUUCCCCAGUAUACCAUCCUGUAUCAUGACAUGCAGCGGUGUAAUAUUGCGCGGUGACGAGAGUAAAAUAGUGGUAACUUUAUCUGCUGUUUUCAGUUUACCUACAUCUUCACAAAUCCUACUAGGGGAAAUUAAAGUGGAUGGGUUCACUGUCAACGCACGGACAGAUGGAAAAAAGCAGCUUUCUUUUGACUCUUUUGACUACUUUUAGCGGCAUUGUUAGCUCAACAUACGGAACAUGGAAGAGCGGUUUCCAGUCGAAUCUUGUGAACAACAUGGACAAGCCGAACUCUCAGCCUCACAUCAUCUUUAUCAUGGUUGAUGACCAAGGAUUUCGAGACGUAGGGUAUCACGGGUCCGAAAUUAAGACCCCAACGCUGGACAGGCUCGCUGCUGCAGGAGUCAAGCUGGAGAAUUACUAUGUGCAGCCUCUGUGUAGCCCGUCCAGGAGCCAGCUGAUGACCGGCAGAUAUCAAAUCCACACCGGGCUCCAGCAUUCCAUCAUCCGACCCACUCAGCCGAAUUGCCUCCCUUUGGAGAACAUCACUCUUCCUCAGAAACUGAAGAACGCUGGCUAUUCUACGCAUAUGGUGGGGAAGUGGCACCUUGGCUUCUACAAGCGUGCAUGUAUGCCUACGCAGCGUGGGUUUGACACCUUCUUUGGCUCUUUGUUGGGCAGCGGUGACUACUACAGCCAUUACAAAUGUGACAGUCCAGGAUUGUGUGGGUAUGAUCUUCACGAGGGGGAAGAAGCUGCCUGGGAGCAGGACCGUGGCGUCUACUCCACCGUCAUGUAUACGCAGAAGGCUGUGAACAUUCUGGCAUCUCACAACCCUAAACGACCCAUCUUCCUUUAUUUGGCCUACCAGGCUGUGCACUCACCCUUGCAAGUUCCUGCCCGCUACCUCGAACGCUACAAGUCCAUUCCAAACUUGCAUCGGCGCAAGUACGCAGCAAUGGUCAGCUGUUUGGAUGAGGCAGUACGCAAUCUAACUCUUGCCCUCAAGCAGUAUGGCUAUUAUGACAACAUGGUGAUGGUCUAUUCCUCUGACAAUGGAGGCCAACCUAUGGCAGGAGGGAGCAAUUGGCCGCUAAGGGGCAGUAAAGGAAGCUACUGGGAGGGUGGAAUACGAGCGGUUGGGUUUGUACAUAGCCCUUUGUUGGUCAAAAAGGGCACUAAAAGCAAGGCUCUGAUCCAUAUUACUGACUGGUACCCAACACUGGUGAUGCUUGGUGAAGGUACACUUGAUGAGAACCAGAGUCUUGAUGGUUAUGAUGUCUGGGAAGCUAUCAGCGAAGGACGUCCCUCACCUCGACUGGAUAUUCUCCACAACAUAGACCCCAUCUACACGAAAGCCAAGAAUGGCUCCUGGAAAGCAGGCUAUGGAAUUUGGAACACAGCCGUGCAGGCAGCACUUCGUGUAGGUGACUGGAAGCUUUUGACUGGUGUGCCAGGAUAUAGUGACUGGAUUCCACCGCAGAUUUUCUCCACACUGCUGCUGGCCAAUCGUUGGCACAAUGAGCGUGUGAGCUGGGAUCGAGGCAAGUCUGUAUGGCUCUUCAACAUUACAGCCGAUCCAUAUGAGCGUGUGGACCUUUCUCGAAAAUACCCACAUGUGGUGAAGAAGAUGCUCUUCAAGCUUCUACGGUACAGCAAGAGUGCUGUGCCAUGCCGUUACCCUCCCAAAGACUAUCGCUCCAACCCUCAGUAUAAUGGGGGCGUCUGGGGCCCCUGGUACACAGAUGAUGACCAAGAUGAGGAUGAUAACCUUCUCUCAUAUGAUUUAGAACAGAUGAAUAGUUGGAAAAAAGCAAAACGGAGAGGGAAAUUCAAAAGAAAGACCUAAGGUCGACAAAAGUUAAUGCUGGCUCCCAUUUUGACUCUCAUGGUACGCUUAUGAACUCAGGGAUGACUGACUAGCACAGUCCUUUUCACUGAUGUAUGGAUUUACCUCCAAAUUCAAGUGAAUUGUGUUUUUUUUUUUUCAAAACUUUUCUUUUCCAGUUCAAUGUGCAGAGAACUAUAGACUGAUUCCACAUGGCCGCCAUUUUAAAAGCGAAAUCGAGGAUGCGGUGGGAAGAAACCCGGAAGUAUCGCCUAAGUCACUCAGGAACAUUGUGUACCUGGCUGUAUAUCUUAUAAACGAAGAGAAAGUGACACAAAUUUAUAAUUUCACAGCUUUUCACAAGUGACCCGAAGGUCCAUUCUGAAUGGAUAGUGAAAAUAGAAAGGGAUAUCCGACCUCAUUUUCAGAUAUUAAUACUCAGGUUAAUGAACUGAUUCUUUCACUAUAUUAGACUCGUCACGAUACUGAAAUUCGGUACUGAAAUAUUACAAAAACGUCAAUUUCCUGCUAACAUUUAAGCACUGUUGAGCGCGUUCCUAUAAUUACCAUAGAAUUCACCAGUGCUCAACAGAAAUUACUGUGAUUGGCCGUGAAGGUCAUCAGUUCACCACACUUUACCGAUGUUUACCAAGUGCAAACACAUCCGUUGAUAAAUCAACUGAUCUUCACAGCAUGUUGUUGCUAAGUUUACUGUGUUGAUCCUAUACUUCCAGGUUUCUUCCCACCGCAGCCUCGCUUUCGUUUUAUAAAAUGGCGGCCACGUGAAAUAAGCGUAUAGACAAUUUGUUUGUAGAGUGUAAACACUGUGGGACAUUCAAAGCACGGCUGAUGUUUGAAUAGACUGACUUAUCAACUUUUAGAUCAAGCUAUUUUCAGGUCAGGACAACCGGCAUCAAAUAGAAGAAAAGAAUCCAUCAUUUGGUGCUUCUCGAUGUAAUGGAAAAACAUGCUGAUGAAGGAAACCACUUGAAUGACUACUGCAAGUCCAAGAGCUUGAAUUAAAUAUUGAUUUUUUUGUUAUUGUUUUCUAGUUGCUUAAAAAGGUUCAUUGAAACCGGUGCUGUUUGAAGUGAGAAAAGUUCUGUUUUAUGUAUUAUGAAAUGUAGAAUUUAGAACUGUUUUCCUUCAUUAAAUCGUCACUGUUUUGUUUAAUGCUUGCCUGGUCAGACACCAGUUAAACCAACUUGAAUGUAAG
Danio aesculapii is the source of this 3291-nucleotide messenger RNA. It is a transcript of the gene arsj, whose product is annotated as arylsulfatase family, member J. NCBI's taxonomy places the organism in Eukaryota, Metazoa, Chordata, Actinopteri, Cypriniformes, Danionidae. Bases 390 to 2096 code for a protein of 568 amino acids. The transcript is spliced from 2 exons. The record is from RefSeq and is a predicted model, not a curated record.